AUGAUUUCUCAGCAACACAGCCAAUACAGCGGUUACACCAACCAGCAACAAGCGCCACCAAUUGGUGCCUAUGGAUUCGUACCCCAACCGGAUGCCCAUCAACAAUCCCAAAACAUGUACCACACAUGGGAUAUCCCCAACUUUCCAAGCAUGAACAGCGGGGGAAUAUAUCGCAAAGUCUUCUGCCCGAUUGAGGAUGCCGUUAGGACGGGUAUGAGGCAGCUAGUGGAACAACAGCUGCAACAACAUUACGCUUCGGCAAGAUACAGCAACAGCACUGAAUCGCAAAUGUACUCUGGCUAUCCACCAACCAGUAUCUACAAUAACGGAUAUGGAUACAAUUAUGGCUCCUCUCAAUACCAAUACCCAGGAUAUCAAAACAUGUACGCCAACAGGAAUGAGGUCUCGUCCUAUUAUCAUUACAACAACUACGGUUCAGCACAACAACCACAUCACCGCAUGGACCAAAUGACUUACGACUUUUCGAAUCUGGCUUUUCGAAGAACACCAGGAGCCAGACGGCCCGCGCGAGAUAUCUCCGUCAACUCCCUUCUCAACCCACCCCCGGAAGAGGAGAUGAAAAGUCCAUCCCCAAUCCGAAUCCUCAGUCCCACCGCGCAACUUCUUCAACUCCAAGUUGAACAAGAAGAAGAACAACGACGACAACAACAAGAACAACAACAACAACAAACAAGAGACAAAGGAAAAGGAAAGGAGCCAAUACCCAUCCACCAAGAAACCCAAUCCACAUCCUACGUCCAACAACAACAAUAUUCGCAUUAUCCGGGACAGUAUUCGCAACAUCCACCAUCACUCGAACAACAACCCCCUCCUCACAACUUCACACCUACUUUCCUCCAAUACUCAAAACAACAAUACACGCAAUACCCACCAUACCCCCCACCCAGAGAAGAUCCAUCUCAACUCUGCGCACUCCUCGAUCACCAAUGGGCACAACGCCACUCUCGCGUAAAGUCACCAGAAGAGGUCCAUGAAGACACAGGAGAUCACCAAUGGGCACAACACCACUCUCGCGUAAAGUUACCAGAAGAGGUCCACGAAGACACAACCGGGGACCACAUCGCAGAGACUAAAUCUAUGAGUCUCCUCACGCAGGGAUUUCUCGACGGUCCACCAAUCGCGGAUUUGGGGGCCCGAGCGAGGAUGGAGUGUUGGGGACAGGAGGGACCGCCGAGUGAGGCGCCGAAGACGGAUAAUUUCCAUGGGGAGCUGCUGGAUGUGCAGAUUGAGGAGAGGAAGUAUGGGCAGGUGAGGUUUGAUGGGUUGUGA
Messenger RNA from Hymenoscyphus albidus, 1290 nucleotides. The record is from the annotation of a GenBank genome assembly. NCBI's taxonomy places the organism in Eukaryota, Fungi, Ascomycota, Leotiomycetes, Helotiales, Helotiaceae.